AUGAACACUGACAGCCCCGGAUUGGUCCACGUUAUCGCUGCAAGAGAGUUCAAGACAUUGCGCUUGGAGUCUCGCGUGUCUCAUAAAGUAAAUCCUAAGGUGGUCCCUUUGAACGUCCAGCGCAACCCCUCACGAGACCCCGGGCUGGGCGAUAUCUUUCCUACUCCCAAUGGGCAUCAAAGCAUGCAUCUGGUCAUUAAUUGGUAG
This is a messenger RNA of Penicillium chermesinum, 207 nucleotides long. RefSeq lists its product as uncharacterized. The transcript has a single exon. The record is from RefSeq and is a predicted model, not a curated record. NCBI's taxonomy places the organism in Eukaryota, Fungi, Ascomycota, Eurotiomycetes, Eurotiales, Aspergillaceae. The coding region runs from base 1 to 207 and encodes 68 amino acids.